CACAGAUUCCCGGGCCCCGCCCUAGACUUCCUGAUUCAGAGUCUCUGGUAGUGAAGCCCAGCACUUUACAUUUUGAACACACUCCUCAAGUGAUGCGAGUGGUCAGAUGAACCGCACUUGGAGGAGCACGGAAGGUGGACGUUGUCAGACUGAAGUUCUGUACUUCUUUGAUCUCCAGUGCCCGCCGAGAGCAUAGCUUCCCUACGCACUCCUCGGCAGUGCCCAACAAGGUCGAGUGGAAAGGGAAGGCUCUGAAGAAGCCUUGUUUCAGCUGAGACCUGAAGGAUAAAAAAGAGACAGCCCUGGGGAAGGCCAGAGUGAGGUUGGAAAAGGUGCCCGAGGCAGAAGAAACAGGACGUUUACAAACUAAAGGAGCAGGGCACAAAAUAGGGAAGAGAUGGGGUUGGAGAGGUGGGCGAGCCCUGCAGGACAGCCAGGAGGGAGGAGGCUGUGGUGGUGGAGCAGAAGUGGCCGCUACGCUCCGAGCCCACCACCGCCAUGGAUCUUUCCAUCCUCCCUCCACUUGCUCCCAGAAGAGGUCUUUUGGGUGGUUAUUGACUCAUUUGCACUUGUGUUGUAGCUCUGGCUGUGGCGUAAGGCCCAACUCUCGGUUUAAGGAUUACCUAUUAAGGCAGGCGAGGAGACCCUUUUUAACAGAAUAAGCUUUCAGGAUGAAAUUAUAGUAGGUAUGCAGCUGCCCAUCCCCUCAUCUGAUCAUCCCCCUGAUUUUUCUAUCUUGCAAAUACUUAUUAAGCACCCACUGUGUGCCUUUCUAGGCCCUAAAGUAGGGCCUGGGGAUUCAAAGGUGAGCAGGACACAACUGUACCUUCAAGGAUCUUACAAGUCCAAUGAUAGAAACUGUCCUAAAUGGGACGCUUGACUGUCUAAGUUUCUCGAAGUGUCCACUAAGCUGAAAUUGAGUGGUUAACCAGUUAGGUAAGGAGUCAUGUGUGCAAAGGUCCAGGUGAGGUACAGCAGGGCUUUGGGGAAAUCUCGCCCUGCUGGCCCCAGGCCAGGCUGUCAGCAUCACAGCUGCAGGUUUCAUUUGCAAAGCCUGAAGGAUGGGCAGCUCAGUCUCCUGGCUCCAAACUCCCCAUGCAGAAAAACAAGCUAUUCUCUUUCCUAUUGCAGCAGCACCAUCGUCUUGGCCAUCAUCCCGCAGGGCUGCAGAACUGCCAGCUCUGACUCUGGAGGCAGAGGCUGAGGACUUCACCAUGACCCUGUACCUGCGGCAUUACUGGAAGGAUGAGAGGCUGGCCUUCUCCAGCACCAGCAACAAGAGCAUGACCUUUGAUGGCCGGCUGGUAAAGAAGAUCUGGGUCCCCGACGUCUUCUUUGUUCACUCCAAAAGGUCAUUCAUCCACGACACCACCACUGACAACAUCAUGCUGAGAGUGUUCCCGGAUGGGCACGUGCUGUACAGCAUGAGGAUUACGGUCACUGCCAUGUGCAACAUGGACUUCAGCCACUUUCCCCUGGACUCCCAGACCUGUUCUUUGGAGCUGGAAAGCUAUGCCUAUACAGAUGAAGAUCUGAUGCUGUAUUGGAAGAAUGGGGAUGAGUCCCUGAAAACAGACGAGAAGAUCUCCCUGUCUCAGUUUCUGAUUCAGAAAUUUCACACCACUUCCAGACUGGCCUUCUACAGCAGCACCGGCUGGUACAACCGUCUGUACAUUAACUUCACAUUGCGUCGCCACAUCUUCUUCUUCUUGCUCCAAACCUAUUUCCCUGCCACCCUGAUGGUCAUGCUGUCCUGGGUGUCCUUCUGGAUCGACCGCAGAGCAGUGCCCGCCAGAGUUUCACUGGGAAUCACCACGGUGCUGACCAUGUCCACCAUCAUCACGGGCGUGAACGCCUCCAUGCCCCGCGUCUCCUACAUCAAGGCCGUGGACAUCUACCUCUGGGUCAGCUUCGUGUUCGUGUUCCUCUCAGUGCUGGAGUACGCAGCCGUCAACUACCUGACCACCGUGCAGGAGCGGAAGGAACGGAAGCUGCAGGAGAAGUGUGAAAUGCCUCAGUCAAGAACCAUGAUGCUGGAUGGAAGCUACAGUGAGUCUGAGGCCAACAGCCUGGCCGGGUAUCCGAGAAACCAUAUCCUGACAGAAGAAGAAAGGCAAGACAAAAUAGUGGUUCACCUGGCCCUGAGCAAUGAAUCCAACUCCUCCAGGAAGAAGGGGCUUCUGAAGGGCCAGAGGGGUCUUCGCAUCUUCCAGAACACCCAUGCCAUCGACAAAUACUCCAGGUUGAUAUUCCCUGCCUCCUUCAUAUUUUUCAACUUAAUUUAUUGGUCAGUGUUUUCCUAGGGGCUCUGAGGCUGUGCCUGGGAAAGGGCAUAGACAUCUCUGGGGCCUGACUAGCCUUCCCCAUGUGGACCUGCUGACCACACUCCCCUCACCAGACAGAGAAGCGGCUCCCGGACCACCACGAGCAGUGCCCCAUCUCUUGGAGGAGCCAAGACCCCUCCAGCUGCACUUCCCCGGAGCUCGCGGGAUUGCUCCUCAUUCAUGCUGUGCUCUGUGUCCCACUUCAUGCCUCGCUGGGACUGUCGUCUUCUGUUCUUGUGUUUGAACAGUUUCACGAGAGCACCCCUCCAAUAAAAAAGGACUCACAUGCCUCCCAGAUGUUCUGAGACCCUUAUGAAGCCCAGGAUUCGGUUGCAAAGGGGAAGGGAAAAAUGAAGGACAAGCUUAGGGGCUUUCUGGAUAGGAGAUGGGAAAUUAGGAUUCAAAAUAGGUUUAAAACAUCUUUAAACCCGAACAACUGGAUUAAGUGCCUACUUAGGAAGGAAAAAAAGCUCAGAUUCCAAACACGAAAUGAUUUGACCUGUGUGAGUCUGGCAACUUGCAUGAUUUUGCAAUAUGAGGGGAUGUCAUUCAUUCAGCCAUUCCUUAAAUAUUGAGUGCCCACCCUGUGCCAGGUCCUGUGGAAAUGAAAAAACAGAAGUCUCCUUUCUCAGAGAAUGUCUCUAAGCCUGUGCUCAUUCUACAUAUAGCAGAAAGUACUUCUGCCCUUCUCCCUCCUUCAACCCCCACUUACCCCACAGACCAUUCUCUUUGCUGGUGGUUUUACUUCUAGGUCUGUCUAGAAAAGCAUUUGCAGUCUCCCAUGAGGCCCUCGUGAAGCCAGCUCAAUGUUUCUCUCCUGGAAUUUCCAUACAGGACAAGCCUACCUCUGGGAGGAGGGACAGUGACAUGAGAAUUAGUGAUAGCAGAACUUGGUCUUGGGGCAGAAGGAGGCAUGGGUCUGGGAAAUUUGUUUCAGAUUCCAUCCUACCUCCCUUUCUGGGCUCUUUCCUUUCUCUCCAGCUGACCAGUGUCCUCAAUAAUCCCUGUGUCCAAGCCCUGCCCCCACCCGGGGACCCUACCUAUGCUGACCAGAAGUGCUCGCACUCUAGAAUGAUUUCUCCCUUACCCCCACAAGCUAGUGACUCUUUCCUCUAACACAGCUAAACUCAGAUUAGGAAAGCAAUCCAAUUUAUUGAAUCUACAGUAAGUUGUGAAUGACCAUUUCUCUUAACCCUGUUUUAGGUGUUUGCUACGUAAGUGAAUUUCUAAUUAGUAGAAUUUCUGGAGGUAUAAAGGACAUGAUUUUGAGAAGGGAGCCUUUUCUUAAAUCACAGCACUUGGUAUCAGAAAUCUGUUCUGGGAGAGUAGGGAGGGAAUGCCCACCUGGGAUUUCUUGCUUAUUGAUGUAAGUUGUUCUGCUCUUUUUCUCACUGCCCCUACCACCUUCCUGCUCAGGGUCUGGAUGUCUGGUCCUUUGGUCAAGAGUAGACAAAUGGUACAGCCAAAGAGUGGGCAUAACCCUGUCUUCAAUCAAGUAAGCUCUGGCCUAGGAGUCUGCUCCAUGGCUCAUGAAUCCUAGGGGCCAGGAUUCUUGGUUCCUGAGGAUUAGAGCACACACAGAUAUCAGAGCCUCCAGAGUUUCAAGUAGAGGGCCUGUAGCUACCUGAUCCUCUCACUUACUCCCUCAUCGUGACUGACCACACCAUUGCUGUAUGCAUCCCAGCUUCUCUGCUCCUUCCCCCACGUUAGUCCCCCAUCCAUUUCUUCUGUUCCAAUACACACUCCUUGUGUGAUCCUGGUCCGAGAUACUUGCUUCACCACUCCAUUGCCCAUGUUAAGGACCAGACUUCUCAUUUCUGGACACCAGCCCACCAGAGGUUGUGUGAUCAGGGCUGGGAUACAAGGAGCUGAACUCUCAGAGGGGCUGGCUCCAGGCAAGCAUAUGACAUAGAUUACCUUGGGCAACUGCACGUUUGAGAGGUCCCCAAGACCACUCUCAGGUUCAGUAAUUCACUAGAAGGACUCACAGAACUCAGAAAAGCCAUUAUACUCACGGUUGUGAUUUAUUACAGCAAAAGAAUACAGAUUAAAAUCAGCAAAGAGAAGUGGCAUAUAGGGCAGGAUCCCGGAGAGACCAGGAACGGAACUUUCAGUUGUUCUCUCCCAGAGGAGUUGUGCAAAUAGUGCUUAUUUCUCCCAGCAAUGAUGUGUGACACUCUGCACUGAAUAUUGCCAACCAGAGAAACUCACCCAAGCUCAUCAAGAUGUACAGAGUUUUUAUUGGGGGUCAGCCAUGUAGAUACAGCUACUGCCCACAUGGCUGACCCCAGUCUCCAGCCUUUCCAGAGGUUGAGCUGAGAACUCAUAGCCCAAGGCCCCCAUCAUAAAUCACAUUGUUAGCAUAGACUAUCUGGCAUGGCCCAAGUACCCCAGGUAAACAAAGACCUUCCUAUCAGGCAGGACAUUCCAAGGGCUUAGAAAUUACCUCCCAGGAGCUGGAGGCCAAGGCCCAAACAUUUCUUUUGGCAAGGUUAAUCCUUUAUUGCACAGCAAUCCUUGUCGAUUCCUUAUUGCGAAUGUUAAUUGCUGUUCUGCUAUUAUAGAUUCAUGCAACAAACACUUUAAAGCAUCGUGAAGUAUAGUGCGGUCCAAAUUAAGAAUAAGAGAUAGUCACAGCUCUCAGAGAGGGGACUGGUAGAGGACAUGAUAUACAAACAUCUAUAAGUUAAAAAGUGUUAAGUGCUACAAUAAUGGUUCAAAGUGUAAUGGGAAUUCUGAAGAAGAAAAGAAUGAUUUCCACUGGGAAGACUGGAUUGCAUGAGAAAACAGCCACUGAGCUGCCCCUCGAAGGUUGGGGAUUUGGAGAAGAAGAAAUGUACAUGCUAGAUGCACAUAUAGAAAAGUACAUGGUAGAUCUGUGCUGUCCAAUAUAGUAGCUACUAGCCAUGUAUCCAUUUAAAUUUAAGUAAAAUAAAAUUAAAAGCUCAGUUCUUGCCACAUCGCACUAGCCACAUUGCAAGUGCUGUGCUCAAUAGCCACAUGUGGCUGGUGGCUACUGUAUUGGAUAGUGCAGAUCUACAGAAGAUUUCCAGCAUCCCAGAAAGUCCUAUUAGACAGCGCUGCCGUAGAUGAAAGGAUCAGCCUGAGCAAAGGCAGGAGAGAGGCAGGAAAGUCUGGGAUUGCAGAUUAUAGGGCUUGUGGGGCAAGCCUUUUGUUUUGGCUGGAUCCUAGGCUGUGGGAAGAGGAGGUAAGAGACCAGCUCUUUCAUAGGGGUCAUGGCAGGUCCCCCCAUGUGAGUGCUAAUGAGGACAGCUUCCCUUCCAUGAGCUGCCUGACCCAAGACCACUGGAUUUCCCAGCCUCACAGACAAAUGAAGAAUGAAAGGGUGUAAACAAGGAUAACUGGAUGGUACAGGGCAUCUGGACUUGUUUAGAAACCUUUACUCUCUAGAGACUCUUCUAGGCCACAGUGCUGCUCAGAGAAUGAUAAUUAUAUUGUCAUUAAAUAUAUUAUAUUGCUUUGGUUGUCUUAUUUAAUUCCAACACUACUCUG
Molecule: messenger RNA, 5837 nt
Organism: Diceros bicornis minor
Lineage: Eukaryota; Metazoa; Chordata; Mammalia; Perissodactyla; Rhinocerotidae
Gene: GABRR2
Product: gamma-aminobutyric acid type A receptor subunit rho2
Exons: 7
Coding region: 1062-2303 (413 amino acids)
Biological process (GO): nervous system process; regulation of membrane potential; monoatomic ion transmembrane transport
Cellular component (GO): synapse; GABA-A receptor complex; membrane
Molecular function (GO): GABA-A receptor activity; extracellular ligand-gated monoatomic ion channel activity; neurotransmitter receptor activity
Source: RefSeq, a predicted model, not a curated record